GACGAAAUGACUCUGGAUCAAUUGGAUGGUCAAACAUGACUUUCCAACACCGCCUCCACCGACAACGACCAGCUUGUAUUCUCGAAGGAACUGUUGAUAGAAAACGACGAAAGGGACACGAGUUAGUGAAAAAUACCAAAAGGUGCCUGGCCGGCUAUUUACUUCUACCCUUUCCCUCGGGAAACGGACAUUGGGAUGGAUGGAUGGAUGGAGGGAUGGAGGGAUGGAGGGAUGGGAUUGAGACGGGAGAGAAGGAGAUGGAGGAAUGGCGUUGAGUUGAUGCUACUAACCUUUGAAGCCAUGGUGACAGCAAUGUGGUUGGUUGUGGUGGUCUGGGGUUGCAGAGAACCGAAACUCGUGGGAGGCUUGGACUACUACAAGUCCAGGUGAAGGGAAUGAUGACGACAAAGAAGCUGAUGACGACAAAGAAGCUGACGACGAUAGAAGGAUUCAAUUGUAGCCCUUGGUGGAGAGGCUGGUUUGAGCGAUAGUGGAAGGGUAGGGUAGAGAGUGUUCUAGGGAGGAGAAUGGGCGCCAAAAAAUAAAACGAAAAAAACUACCUGACUACACCGGGGGGGGAGCGAGAUUCCGCUUGAGGCCACAGAAAACAAAAGCCAAGCCUGGACACACAGUCAGGGGUGAAUUGGAGAGAAAGUUGGAUAGUUGGGUGGCUGGACGAGGGGAGAGGAGAGAGAACGAUGAUGGAAGAGAAGAGAUGAGGUGAGGUGGGAAUAGAAUGGAUGGAUCGAUGGAUGGAUCGAUGGAUCAGUUCUGACGGCGCUUUCUUCCCUUCCUUGAUGAUCGAGAGACAAAUAAUAAUGGCUGGAGGCGGGGAUUGGAUUGUCGAACUGUGGUCUGCGGUGUGGCUGUGGUUUGGCGGUGGGUUCUGGAUCUGGAGUAAUCUGUACGUAGUUAGACCAACCGGAGCUACUGUUGUUAGGCGGGUUUAGGGACAAACUCGGGGCGGUAGGGGGCUGGUUGGGGCGCGUUAUUAGGGGUGCGGUUUGGAUGGUUGCGGCCAAGGGUUAGUGGGUUUAGUAGGUUUAUUAGUUAGGUUAUUUGUUGGUUGGUUUAGUCGGUUUAGUCGGUUUUGUAAGCUUCUUCGGAGGAAGGUGUGGUGUAGUACUCCGUACGCUGUAGUGGAGUUGGGGAGGGGAGGGAGUCAGUCUGGUGAACACUCACUCACUCGCAAGAAUUGUGUGGUUGCUGCAUAGAGUAUGUAACUACUUAAGGGAGUUUCAAGGAUCAGGGAGCACGAGUUACCCCCAGGUGAACCAACGAAUUACACAUUGCAUUUUCUAUUCCACAGCCAAAAUGCUACAUUCCUCCUCCUGCUGCUGUUGUGACUCUACUUGAUAUCAGAUGGUUGGUGUGUGCGUGUGUACCUAUACAAAGGGGGUUGGCAUUGUGUUGCCUGGACGGAGUAGUUACUCCGUACGGAGUAGUUAACUAAUGAAGAUGCCAUUUGUGACUUUGGGCCACACGGUUGUAUUCUCCAGACUUAAAACUCCUCCUAUACAUCUCCCUCUGUACAUGUACUGCAUCUACUUGUACAACCCCUGGUAUACACAGAAUAUACCUGGGUAGAUAGAUAUAUCUUAUCUUCACAGAACGCAUCCAAUAUAAUAAAGCUCCAAAUGUCCCAAAACUACUCCCGCAGUUCGUGAUUUUCCUAUUCAUCACCCAUUAAUGAACCCUAUUAUCAAUGAUAUCCAUCUAUUCGUCGCCAUCGGAGGCGCGAUCACAGACUGCCAGAUUUAUUAGCCCAAUCGCCCACCUUCUUCUUCUCGCUUCUAGGUUCACCCGCGCUAGCUGCGCUCCAAGCGCUGCAUGGCAUGGGCUUUUUUCCUUUUCUUCAUCCCUGGCUCAGUCAACCCUAUAAAGUCGUCGUAUUUGACCGCCGCCCCCUCAUGCACAGAGUCGUGGGCAAAAAUGCAAGGGCAUGCAACCUGAACCCGCAUUUCCAGCUCUCUUGGCCGGCUCUCAUUCGCACCAGUCCCCAAGACGGCUAAGUUACCUCGAACGAUGAAAAGUAAGAAAAGAAAAAAAAGAAAAAGAAAAAGAAAAAGAAACGAUAGUUAACCCUGCACAACAUGCACACCAAUGACAUCUCCUCCAGUCGGCAGUCCAAUUCGGGUGGAGACUGCUUCUCUCGCUGCUCAUUUGUGCGCUCCGCUCUCAAGCUCCCUCCAUUCGCCCUCCGAUCACCCUGUUGUGAAUCCAUUAUUAUCCUACGAGCAAUUGCUCUCUGUUGUUCUCUUUUAUGUAACCUUCUCGCUUUUCCUUCAUUUUCGCCUUUUAACAUCUUCCGGUUUUGAUAACCAACACUACGCUGUAACUUCAAAGCUUAAAGAGGAUGAAUAUGACAUUCAACUAUGUACGGGCUGGUCGUAACGAAGCCGGAGGCUAAAAGGAGAACACGAACAGCGUUCCAAUGGGACCCCCUUUCUCCCAAUCCACUCUUCCUGUCCCUGAAGAAGCUGUCUGGCCAAUUGGAGAUGGCUACUAAAUAAGAAAUCAUGAUGGUAUCAUCGUCGUUCAUGGGAAUUUGCUAGCAAAGCCUGCCCCAGGCUUCAUUAUUUGGCACAGGCCAAAUAUGGCGUAAAUUACAGUAGCUAAUACCUGAGGACCCCACUGACUGCCCACCAUAAUCCUGAAAAUCUUCAAAAAGAAAGGUCCCUCAAUGACAGAAACAAACGUCACUAGAAGUCGAGGCUGGGAGACAAGCAUCACUUGCCCGCCGCUAUUCAGCAAAAGCCACGAAUAUUUCCUAUCUCAGGAUGUCCACAAAUUUGCACAUGCGACACGACAUGCGAUGCAUGCAGCACAAGACGCCAAGCUAACAAGCAGUUCGGGUCCCAGAUAUCUGGAUUCUAAGAUAAGCAUUCAAGCGUUAAAAAGUCAUCGACGAACCAAAGUUGAGGAUAAAAGGGGCGUUGACCUCAACCCCACUUUCUCUGUAUUCGAACUUGAGAACCUGUCAACAACAUGCGCAGUAGUGGAAACAAAUUUAGACUAACAUGGGAAGGUCAGCGCUUUAUUUUUAACAUUAUUGCUGUACGAAAGGAAGAUAAUAACCC
This is a messenger RNA of Blastomyces dermatitidis ER-3, 3080 nucleotides long. RefSeq lists its product as uncharacterized. The transcript has 2 exons. NCBI's taxonomy places the organism in Eukaryota, Fungi, Ascomycota, Eurotiomycetes, Onygenales, Ajellomycetaceae. The record is from RefSeq and is a predicted model, not a curated record. The coding region runs from base 2684 to 3019 and encodes 111 amino acids.